Messenger RNA from Pocillopora verrucosa, 681 nucleotides. The record is from RefSeq and is a predicted model, not a curated record. NCBI's taxonomy places the organism in Eukaryota, Metazoa, Cnidaria, Anthozoa, Scleractinia, Pocilloporidae.
AUGGCUCGGAGUCUGCGAAGGGGGCAUCUGGUCGAUGACAAGGCUUUAAAUACUCUUUCCACCGUAGAUUUCGAAGCACAUUUUAAAGCAAAAAAAUAUAAAAAUAGAUCUAAAUUUUACUUGGUCGAGAGAUUGAUUGGCCAGAGAAGAUCGAAGAAUGAGGACUUUGACUACCUCGUGAAAUGGAAGAAUUGGCCUCCACGGACCAGUACACGAGAACCUUCAGCUCAUUUGAGUGGGCAACUUAUCAGGUACGAGAUUAAGUUUGUUUUCGGGAAGUCUCCUGUCUCCGUGGAAAGGGUACAGAGUGUGUCAACUUCGUUUCUGCAAGGCAUCCUAUCUAUCCUUAGGUCGAACGCAAUCAAAGUUAAUUAUUCCUCUGAGUUGAGAGUGGAUCAUGAUAUUGUUAGAUAUGUUAUUAGAAGGAAAGAUAAAAAAGCACACGAUGGAGUUAGCAUUUUGUAUGAAAAGGACGAUUUUUCUCGCCUAGAACUACCUCAAUAUUGGUGGUAUUAUUUAAAUGAACUUAGAGAAGGAAUAGCAGUUGACUUUCCUAUUAAGUUAAAAACUGUUCUCACUUAUUUAAAACAUAGGCACGCUAUGCAUGCAAGAGUUACUUUUUCAGAUGGGUGGAUUAAUCGAAACAUUGCUAAAUCCAUGUCGAAUUCCCAGUCAGGAUGA